UUUCUUCGGGCAAUUGCCUUUUAGUGCCACGGUCCUCCCCCUCCUCCCCUUUGUGCUCAGGCUUUGGAAAGCUGCUCGAGCCCAGCUCGCCUCUGCCUGUCACCGUCUUCAGAGAGCAGUGAUGGCACUGACUGAGCAGGGAGAAUAUACCUAUACAUACAAAGACCUCUCUCAUCCUAUAGAGUUUUUGGAUGCAUUCAGGAUGUUCUAUCUUGAAGGGUUAUUCACUGAUAUUACCCUUCAGUGUGCACCAGGUGUGCUGUUCCAUUGCCAUAAAGCUGUACUAGCUGCUUGUAGCAACUAUUUCAAAGCCAUGUUUACCUCUGACAUGAAAGAAAAGUCAAAGGAUCAGAUUCAUCUUUCUUUGUUCAGUCCUACAAUACUGGAAUCCCUGGUGAUGUACACAUACACAUCAGAGAUCCAGAUAACAAAGCAAAAUGUUCAAAGCCUCCUUCAAGCUGCCGAUCAUCUUCAGUUUACUUCUGUCAAAAAAGCCUGUGAGCAGUUUCUAAUCAGGCAUUUAGACCUUGACAACUGUUUAGGGAUGCACUCCUUUGCAGAAUACCAUGUCUGUUCAGAGCUAGAGAAGGAAUCCAGAAGGAUAUUGUUGUCCAGAUUUGAAGAAGUGUGGAGACAGGAAGAAUUUCUACAGAUCAGCAACAAGAAACUCCAGUUCAUCCUCUCCAGAAAGAAUCUUGAUAUAUGGAAAGAAGAGGCAAUGAUAGAGCCCAUUGUCAAGUGGAUUGCCUAUGAUGUGGACAGCAGGAUUGAGUACAUUUAUGAUCUGUUGAGGUGUCUUGAAACUGAUUUAGAUGAAAUGUAUUUGAAAUCAGCCCUCAGCCUGUACAAGAAAUGCCAGUUAAAGGAAAAUAAGAUCAGAUCUCUAAUACGCAGUGUGUUGGGUCCCAAGCCAAAAGCAGUUACAACAAGAUCUACCACUAUUAUGUAUGUGAUCGGAGGCUAUUACUGGCACCCUUUGUCUGAGGUGCAUAUAUGGGAUCCAGUAACCAAUGUUUGGGUCCAGGGAACAGAUAUGCCAGAUCACACAAGAGAAAGCUAUGCAGUCACAAGCCUGGGACCCAACAUUUAUGUGACUGGAGGUUAUAGAACAGACAAUAUAGAAGCCCUUGAUUUAAUGUGGAUAUACAACUGUGAAGCUGAUGAGUGGACUGAAGGCUGCCCCAUGCUUAAUGCAAAAUACUACCACUGUGCAGUUACCUUAAGUGGCUGUAUCUAUACUCUGGGAGGUUAUCGAAAAGGGGCUCCAGCUGAAGAAGCAGAAUUCUAUGAUCCUUUAAAAAAGAAAUGGAUCCCAAUUGCAAACAUGAUUAAAGGGGUUGGAAAUGCCACUGCCUGCGUCCUGAAUGAAGUCAUUUAUGUCACUGGAGGCCAUUAUGGUUAUCGGGGAAGCUGCACUUAUGAUAAAAUUCAAAAGUAUCACUCUGAUAUUAAUGAAUGGAACAUAAUCACCACCAGUCCAUAUCCAGAAUAUGGAUUGUGUUCCAUUGCACUGGAAAACAAGCUGUAUCUUGUGGGCGGUCAGACUACAAUCACAGAUUGUUAUGAUCCAGAACAAAAUGUGUGGACUCAAAAGGCUGAUAUGAUUGAAAGAAGGAUGGAGGGCAGCGCAGUCGUCGUGAAUGGAAGCAUCUAUGUAACGGGAGGCUAUUCCUCUUCCAAAGGGUCAUACCUGCAGAACAUCGAGAAAUAUGAUCCUGAGAGUAAUAAAUGGGAAAUUGUGGGGAAUCUCCCUAGUGCUAUGCGUUCCCAUGGCUGUGUAUGUGUAUACACUGUGUAUGAUGAAGAAAAUACUAUUUCUGGGGCAGGAACUAGAAGAAGAUAACCCACCACAUAUAACAAGAAUUUGCCUACAGAAAAAAAACAGUGUCCUUCAGCAGCUUAGCUGUUACAGGUUUGUUAUUAGAAGAUAAUUGAACAUUAUAGUUCAGUUUAGUGAAUGUUGCUAAUUCACUCUGCUUUAUAAGAGACCCAUAGAUUACAAUUAGAUUCAGAAACUGCUGAGUGUUAUCAUGGGUGAGAAAGAGCUGCUGUUGCUUUUUUUCGCAGCUCAGUACCUUUUUGCAGACGCACAGCCUUUCACAACCUGGUGCCCUCUAGGUGCAAUGGACCACAACGUCCAUAGUCCCCGCUCUCUGGCUGUUGGUACUUAAAGUGCAUCACACCAGGAUGGCAUCAGUUUAGGAAUGGCUAGUCUACCCAAAUUAACUGCUUGAUUUCAAAUCAGAACAAUAACAUUUAUAUAAUUCUUAUAACUUUUUCUCCAAGAAAUACAUAUGUAAUUGCCCCAUUGAGUUAUAUUAAGUCUUUCGAAGUUCUGAUGGUACAAGAUAUGUGGCUAUCUGCUGAACCAGAUAUGGAUUGAUUUAUGACCUGUGAUUACUGUAUAUACCAGCGUUAAAGGAGAACAGGACGGGGAAUAUCCAGUGGGGGGCUGGCCACUUUUGUCGCUUCAAAUAUAGAUGUGAAGAUAAACAAGCUGCUCCCCUGUGAACAUUUUGCCCUAUCCUGCCUUUUAAACUUAAGGGAGAUCUCUAAUGUAGUUAUAAAUGUCUACUUGCCCUCCAUUAGUAAUCAAACUAAAUCCCAGACAAUAUAGAUUUUACCGGGUAUCUUACUGAGGUUUCUAAAUGCUUGCGCUAUUUUAGGAGGAGACCUUAAUGAUAGGGUGGGGCCAAAUUAUUUGAACCUUUUUACACCAAAUAAUUUAGCCCCUCCUGAGGAAAUAGGAAAUGAGUUUCUUCUUAAAUGUUAUUUUAAGGAUACCAAAUUCAUUUGGAAAGGCCUAUGACUGGUCCAAAUGGUAAGUUAGAUAUGGGAAUCUUGAAUGGUUCCACAAGGAGUGACCAUCUAGGGGAACCCACAUAUUGUUCCAGGUGCAGUUCUAGCACCUUAGACUAUAUGAUCAUAUUGAAUAAAUUUGGCCACUGCAACCUUCUGAAUAAUAAUUCAGGUCUAGGGCAAUCUAGGUCAAUAUCAGGCUCCAUGUGCCAGCAAAAACAUGGGAACUGUUUUUUUCUACCUCAUUUUGCAGCUAUAACACCUUUGGUCCUAUUAACAGACCUUACUCAGCUCCUAAGAUGGCCUCCUGUUACAGCUCAGAAGGCGAAAAGGCUGAUAGGACAGUUGAAGAAUGGCAGAGCUGUAGAAAUGGUAAAAAAUAACGCUGACUGGUGGGACCCAAUUUUGGCUGCUCUCUUCACAUUUAUCAGCUACUCUAGGCAGUUUCCAGAAAACUGGAAUCUGGCUGUGAUUGUUCCAGUCUAUGAGAAAAGCCCAAAAUCUGAUUUGGCUAACUAUUACCCAUUAACCUCCUAAGUAUAAUUGGGAAGCUCUAUGCAAGACACCUAUGUGAUAAAUUCAGGGAUUGAUUAGAUAAUGAGGAAAUCAUUGCAGAUGAAUAGGCAGGGUUUAGAGGAUUCUGCAGUUGACUAGUGCCUGAUUUUACAGUAUGUGAUUGCCAAACACACAAGAUGACCAAAGGGAGCCCUUUAUGGCACAUCAGUGGAUUUUAAGUCAGGGUUUGAUGCUGUAAAUAAGGAUAAUAUUUGGCAAAAACUUAAGGCCUCUUCAAUAGAGGGUUGCCUCUUUUAUCAGAAGCCUUUAUCAUAGGAAUUGGAUGCAGGUAAGAUGUAGUCCUCAGGACAUUUGACUUAAAAGAUACCAGUUCAACACAGAAUAAGACAGGUUGUAUUUCGGUCCCAUUUUUUAAAAAUUCAAUUCUCUAAUUUCAGUUUUACAUGAAGCUGACUUCCAUUGCCCAAAGAUACCUUGCAAACCCAUCCCAGCCCUGCUAUAUGCAUGAUUCUUUCUUUGACUGAAAUAGGCUUACACAGAGCUCUUAGAAGGUGUUUGCUAUUCUGCCAGGAGGAAAACCUCUUCCAAAGUGAUUAUAAGAAAUAUAAUUGGCCAAUUAAUGGGCAACAAUUCGAGCAGACCAAACUUUACAAAUAUUUAGGAAUUGUCUUUCAAUAUAAUGGCUCUUGGAGAUACCAUCUAACCUAUAUUUAUUUAUUUUAUUUAUGAUUUCAGUUUGUAUAGCUGCCCAGCUCAAAUACAGGACUCUGUGCAACUUACAAUUAAAAGCAAUACAAAAUACAAUAUAAAACAUGUAAAAACCAUAUAAAACUAUAAAAAUCAUAUAACAUAAUCCACAGCCAAAGCAUAAAACAGCCAACACUUAGCAUAACCUCUGUACAGGCUCUGUUGCACACCUGGAUCCCCAACCUGGUGGCAAAGCCACAUCUUUAAGGCCUUACAAAAGGCCAAUAGGGCUGGGGCCAAUCUGAUCUCAUGAUAUAGCACAUGAAACCCAAAAGGGCACAAUGCUCCUUAACUUUUGCUUUAGUACGGGUAGUAGUUAUAUUGCAGCAGCUGUUAAAGUAUUUAAGAGAAAAGUAAUCCCCAGCUCUUAUAUGGGAUGCAACUCUACAACCCCAAAGUUUAUUAUCCUUUGGAACUAAUCCAAACUCAGUUCUUAAAUGCUAUUUUGGGAGCCCCUAGGGGUACCCACAAUGUUGCAUUAAGCAUAGAACUGGGAUUGGUAACAAUGGAGCCUCAGGUUUGGUUAGCGAAAAUUACAUACAUUACAUACUACCUCUAAUUGAAAUAACAGUCUGGGUUUAUCCUUCUGAUUCUCCAAGUUGGUUAGCAAGGAAAAUGGUUAAACAGCACCUAUGGGACACUGCUGUCCAGACUGAUAGACUUAUAAAACAGUCAUUAAUCAUUGGCAAUUUAGAGAAUCCCUAUAAUUUGGUAAACUGCCUAUAUAGUUACUCAGGCCAAACUGAGGAGGGCAUUCACACUAGUGUGUUUUGAUGUGAUACCCUUAGUAGUUUACAGGACCGAUACACAGGCCUUCCUUUCUAAGAACGGCUUUCUCCACGUGAUCUGAAGAGAUGGAAUCAGUUGGUCAUGUCCUAAGUACUGCCAAUAUUACAGCAGAUUUAGCACGUUGAUUCUUGUACAUUAUCCAGGCAGAUCUGCUUCCUUUUAUGUUUCUUUGCUACUGGCUUAUACAAACCAUGAAAUAAUACUUCAGGUUGCAAAAUGUUGCUAUCUUGCUUACUACACAAGAAGAUGUUAGGGUUUUAAUUUGUACUAAUGGUGUUUAUUUAAUUUGUAUUUUGUACAGAAUUGUAUUAUUUUU
Python bivittatus (Burmese python) is the source of this 5167-nucleotide messenger RNA. RefSeq names its product kelch like family member 23 (gene KLHL23). The record is from RefSeq and is a predicted model, not a curated record. Gene Ontology annotation, molecular function: protein binding. Lineage: Eukaryota; Metazoa; Chordata; Lepidosauria; Squamata; Pythonidae.